AUGCUGUGCUGGUUCAUCACCGUCCUCCUGUGUUUCGCCUUCCUGGGGCUGGGAAUGAGUGUCACUAUACUGGGACCCAUGUUUCAAGAUUUGGCAACAAAUGUGAAUCGCAAUAUCAGCAGUCUUUCUCUGAUUUUUGUGGGCCAUGCCUUUGGAUAUUUGGGUGGCUCUGUGAUUGGAGUUCUUUUUGACAGUAUGAAUCAUUUUCUUCUUUUGGGGGUGUCAAUGUUCGCUACCACAAUUGGUCUUUAUCUUGUUCCAUUUUGUAAGGCCGUGGUGUUAUUGAUUGUCAUGAUGUCCAUCUUUGGUGGUUCAGUUGGCAUUCUGGAUACAGGUGGUAACAUCCUAAUCUUGGCUAUUUGGGGGGACAAAGGAGCCCCCCAUAUGCAGGCCUUACACUUCAGUUUUGCCUUGGGUGCCUUUUUGGCUCCCCUGCUGGCUAAAUUGGCAUUGGGCAGGAUGGUGUCUGCUGAAAACCACACAGAGGCUGACUUUAACCAUUCUGCCUUCAACCAGUCAUCUGAAGCUGACUCAGAAUCUCUACUUCGAAUACCUGACGAUAUGAAUUUACUGUGGGCUUACGCUGUUAUCGGUGCUUAUAUUUUUGUAGUUUCUCUCUUUUUUUUCACUCUGUUUGUAAAGAAAAGCUCAAGGCAGGAAAAAGCAAAAGUAUCUACUCAGAGGUUUCGAAGAGCUAAAUAUCACAAUGCCCUUCUUUGUCUCCUUUUUCUGUUCUUCUUUUUUUAUGUUGGAGCCGAGGUAACAUAUGGCUCUUACGUUUUCUCCUUUGCAACCACCCAUGCUGGCAUGAAAGAAAGUGAAGCAGCUGGGUUGAACUCCAUCUUCUGGGGGACCUUUGAAGCCUGCAGGGGUAUGGCAAUCUUUUUUGCUACAUGUUUACAACCUGGAACCAUGAUUGUGUUGAGCAACAUUGGCAGCCUGGCUUCAUCUUUAUUUCUGGUGCUUUUCGACAAGAGCCGAGUUUGUCUCUGGAUAGCAGCUUCAGUGUAUGGUGCCUCAAUGGCAACCACAUUUCCCAGUGGUGUUUCUUGGAUUGAGCAGUACACAACCAUCCAUGGGAAAGCUGCAGCAUUUUUUGUAGUCGGUGCUGCCCUGGGAGAAAUGGCUAUUCCUGCAGUAAUUGGAAUUCUUCAAGGAAAAUACCCUGAUUUGCCUGUAGUUUUGUACACCUGUUUGGGGUCAUCAAUAGCCACUGCUGUUUUAUUUCCUGUGCUGUAUAAAUUAGCCACCUUGCCUAUCAGUCGUCAGCAUAAAGAACACAGUAAAAGCGAGGACCAGAAAGCUUUGCUCUCUAGCUCUGGGCUAAAUGACUAUGAGGAAGAGAAUGAAGAAGAAGAUGCAGAAAAAUGGGAUGAAAUGGACUUUGAAGUGAUCGAAAUGAAUGAUACAAUGAGGAAUUCUGUAAUAGAGACAUCUAGAUAUAUUUUGAUGGAGCCCACAGCUGACGUCUCCAACCAAUCCCACUCAAAUGCGUUAAUGUUUGAGUCCUCUCCAGUUAAUAUGGGCAAGUCCCCUGUGAAUCACUUGCAAGAAACCAGGACAAAAGGGACUAAGGGCUAGAGAAGAUGAAUUAUUUACUGACUUCCCUGAAUAAUCACCAGUUCUAAAGAGGCCAGUCAGAGCAAAGCAUAACAGAUUUUCAACAAGCUUUGGGGGUCAAAAUUUCUAGGUCCAAGUAUAGCAAAUGCAAAAAGGUUUUGAAAUGUUUUAUCAUUCCCAGAGCCUUUUGUAAAGAACCAA
Messenger RNA from Lipotes vexillifer (Yangtze River dolphin), 1761 nucleotides. RefSeq names its product solute carrier family 60 member 2 (gene SLC60A2). Gene Ontology annotation, molecular function: D-glucose transmembrane transporter activity. The record is from RefSeq and is a predicted model, not a curated record. Lineage: Eukaryota; Metazoa; Chordata; Mammalia; Artiodactyla; Lipotidae.